Messenger RNA from Ziziphus jujuba (common jujube), 1700 nucleotides. RefSeq names its product putative pentatricopeptide repeat-containing protein At1g53330. The transcript is spliced from 2 exons. The coding region runs from base 108 to 1478 and encodes 456 amino acids. The record is from RefSeq and is a predicted model, not a curated record. Lineage: Eukaryota; Viridiplantae; Streptophyta; Magnoliopsida; Rosales; Rhamnaceae. Gene Ontology annotation, molecular function: protein binding.
GGGUCGAGUCGAGGCCCGGAAAGCAAACCUACCCGAGAACAUCAGGAUCCAGCGAGAGUUCCAAUUUUCCUUCUCAAUGUUUUCUCUGCUGUGUAAGCUUAACUUCAAUGUCAUCUCGAAGGCCAAAAGCUCUACUAUGGCAAUCCAAAACCUCCACAACAAAUACAGCGCACCCAUCUUCACAAAGUUCACAUCUUUUACGUUCUUGCGGAAGUUUUAGUGAUAGAGGGUUCUUGGUGAAUCUGCGGUUGCUUAAGCCUAGUUUUCAUGGAGGCUGUCAGUCAUUGUCGACCCUGUCGUCUGAUAUAUCUCUUUCAUCCAUGCUGUUAGAAAGCUUGAGUUCUAACGAGGAUUCGAGAAUGGGCAAUCCUGGUAGUGAUAGGAUCAGAUGGAAUGCCACUCCGAAGCAAGUUUCGGAAAUCAUUGACAUGAUUAGAAGGGGUGAGAAUGAUUUGGAGUCCAAGUUGGAUUCAAUAAAUGUAAGUUUCUCUGUUGCCUCUGUUUUUCAGAUUUUUGGGGUGUUGAAUUGUGAAAAAGUUUCUGCUUUGCGUUUUUUCGACUGGAUUAGAGGCUCACAACCCAAUAUAUGUAGUAAUUAUGACGUUUGUAGUUUGGUUAUUGAUAAUUGUGGGAGAUUGAAUGAUUUUGAAGCAAUGCUUUCUAUUAUGAAUGGCUUUGCACAAAGGGGUAUUCGUCUGACCCAAAAGGCAUUUGGGUUCUUAACGGUUUUGAUUCUGGACAAGCCUUUGGUUAUGGAUUCUGUAAGAAAAGUGGUAAGAGUAUUGAAUGAAGUUGGUGGGUCUUGUGGAAAUUCUGGAGUUCAAUCCUUGAUUGAGAUGUUUAGCAUUUUGGGAUCAUUUGAAAUGGCCAAGUUUGUGAUACAGAUGACGGAGAGGAAAGUGUCUUAUUACUAUAUGAUCAUUAGGGAAAAGUGCCGCAGAUGUGAUUUCGUAGGAGCAAUGGCUAUAAUCGAUGAGAUGAGGCAAUUAGGUUGUGAACCAACAGUCAACAUUUACAAUUAUAUACUUAGUACCUUAUUUAAGAAUAAUGGAAGUGCUGAAGCUAGUAAAUUACUUAAAGAAAUGGAAGAAAAGAAUUGUCCUCCAGAUGAAUUGACCUUUGAGAUACUUAUUUGCCACUCAUGUAAACUUGGUGAGUUUGUGUAUGCAAAAGAGCUUCUUGAUGGAAUGGUGUCAAGGGGCCUUGAACCUCGAGUUUCAACACAUGUUGCCCUUGUCAAGGCUUAUUUUGACAUGCAGAGAUAUGAGGAGGCAUAUAACUAUGUAGUUGAUACAAGUUUGAAACAUAGGUACUCAAGCAAUAUGAUUUACAGUGUGCUCAUAAGCCUUCAUCAGAAGAAAGGAAAUGUAGUGACCGCUCUAAGUGUUCUCUCUGACAUGACUAAGAAGGGUCUUAGACCAAAUUUUUCAGUGUAUAGGAGACUUGAAAAUGUUUCCAGAUGUCAGGCAGGAAUUUAGUCAGAGACUUGGAGAAUGUGUUCUCUAGUUUGAGUUUACAAUCAACCAUAAAAAUUGGAAGAUUCUAUUUGGUGAACAUGUACUGUCCUUUUCUUACGCAUUUUUUUGUCCCCUUUGUUUUCCAAUGUCCUGUUGUGUACACUGGCAGCUAAAGAGAUGAGAAUCAUUUUCCUCAAGACUCUCAAUAGAAGAAAAGAAUAACAAGAUCAUUUUGCACACAGA